UCUCUUUUCGGAGCUCUCGUGGAAAAGCCGCGUGUGUGUGGAUCGGUUGUGCGGAAAACCGUGCCCGUCUGAGCUGAGGGACCAACCUUUUUCAUCUGAUUUUGGUCUUGGUCUGCUUGGCUGGUGGUUACUUAAUUGUGCGCGAGAGUGAUGUGAAGGAAAAUAUAGAAAGAGGAAACACCAAGCGAAGAACGCGAAGAACUGGAUGUGAAAAUUUGAGAGAUCGCUUGUGGUGAAUGAUUAAAACCGUUUCGAGAACGGCAACUGGUGGAAAUUUAGUCAGUCACGCGGAAUUUGAAAGUAAUGGCCGCGAUCGGAACAACAAUAUAGCGGUCCUCCCGAACGGUGUCAUACUGCGAAAGCUGAAGAGUAAACACUCAUCCGAGUGCCUUCUGUGCUGGAAGGAAACCCGUAUUCCUAAGUGUCUGUGCCCUAGCUGUUCCAAACAGUACUGCAUCCAAUGUACAAAAAAGUGGCUAACCGAUAAUAAAACCAAGUCCAGUGAGUGUCCCAACUGUAAGUGUAAACUUCCGAUUGACGAUCUGAUCCACUUCAGUGAUGGUAGCACGAAAAAUGAGGGGGUGAUAAACAACGGUAAUGUAAGCCAGCAGUUUAAAAAUAACGGCGUAGGUUCUGGUUCAAUAAAGUUAGUGGUGAAAGUGAUUGAGAACGAUGGUUUUGGGUUGACGAACGGGAAUGCUGCCGUGGCCGAACCAAUGGUUAAUGGUUCCGCACCGGUUAAGAUGCUAGCCGUCAAUGGGCGCCAAGGAAAGAAAUCGAAGGAAGCGAGCAAGAAACAGCAACAACAGUUAAGUCAUAGCGAAUCGAAUGGGAAAGUGAUUGAAGUGGUGAAAAGAGAAUCGGAGAAAAAUUGCAAUGGGUUAGUGCAUAAAGAAAAUGGUCAAGACGGGCAAGUGAAUGGUGUUGUGGUAACGGAAUCGUCAAAAAGCAAUGUGCAGCACAGGAAGAAUGGAUUCAAGAAACCUGUUCAGCCUAACUCGGCCACGUCACCUUUACCCGAACAGGUAGUGAAAAACGAUGUGGCGCCUAAGGAAACUUCCGAUACAAACGGGCAUACAAUUCAGUUGGAGCAUAAUUUGGAUCAGGAUAGCGAUCGACCACCAUGUUCGCUACACUCACUGCCUCUUAUAUUUUUCUGUUUGUCCUGUAACUUCUGCAUCUGUGAAAAAUGUGCCCUCCACGAUGAUAUCCAUGAGAAUCACACCUUCAAGAAGGUAACGACUAUUUACGAAACGAAACUAGAAGCGGUUAGGCAAGAGUUCUCUCUGGUAAAAACAUACUUGGAUGAUACCAACAAGGUAGUCGAAAGCGUCGAGCGAAACAUAGAUUUGAUCAAAGCAUCUAAAGCCCGUAAGCUACAAGAGCUUAGCCGGUUGCUACACUCAGAGGCGGAAUGUAUCGAGCGACAAAUUAAUCGUAAGUUGUCAAUACUGCAAGACCAGAAAGAUGCCGUCACGAAUGAGGUCUACCGAGUGCGAGCUGGUUACAAAAAGUUGGAAAAAGAGCUGAACGCUUGCCCGAUACAGGAUCUUCUGGUGAAAGAUACAGAAUUCGUUAAGAGAUGCAGCCAACUGAUCGAGAAACCUGUUGAAAGCUUCGUCCAUCAGCCGGUUUCAGCUGACUUGGAAUGUGAUUUUAUUCCGGAGUUUCGAUCUGAAAUCUUCAAUGUGAAAGAUUACCAAGCGAUCGAACCGAUCGAGGAAUGCCGUACAUCGGAUGUGCUACACGACGUGAUAGGCUUCGGAUGGCGACUACACGCAUGGAAAAGUGACCACCUAUCGGUUACUUUAAUGAUGACGGAAGGCGUUAGUGGAAGAUACGAGUAUUGCAUCGAACUGCUGCAUGGAGCGAGCCCUUCCAAAUCGAUCAGGCUGCUUCACAUUGAUCAGUUCGAGUUGCACCGAUCGGGACCGGUGCACGAUUUGAUCGAGAACGAACGGCUAGUGGAGGAAGGGUUCCUCAGUGAACAGAACGACUCGCUGCAGAUAAAGUUCUCCGUGCGCCCUCCAACAAUUGUUACGAAAAGUCGCUACCAACAGGAAUAUAUCGAGCAAUCACGGAAGGAUAAUAUCAAUGAAUAUGACAGCAAUGUGAUCACAAUCUGCAAUAUCAGAGACCCGACGACAUCGAUCGUUCUUUCCAAACAGUAUACUGACACGGUAGGAUCCCGAUGGAGGCUGAAUGUCUACCCAAAAGGCAAUAACACUAAUGGUCGAUAUCUGAGUACGUAUGUGGAAUUGUGUGACGGAGUUGCAGGCAGGUAUCAAUACAUCGUUGAAUUGCUGCACACGGAUUCCGAUCGACAGUUGAAGUUCCAGUCUGAAGAUCAUUUCCGAGUAGGCGAGAUACGAGGCUACCAGAAAUUCAUCAGGGUGAAACGAGUCUUGGAAGAGGGAUACCUGAACGAUGAUGGCUCGAUCUAUAUUCGGCUGUCGAUAAGACCGGCCACACUAGCUCUGCGCUGCCAAUACCAGGAGGAAUACCAAACACUGAAGGAGGAGAAGAUCCUGUUCCAGUUCAACAGCCAGUUGAGUCAACACCUAACUAAGAUCCGGACCUUACGAGAGGAUAAUAGCUCCCUACAAAGUAUAGCCUAUCCGGAGUAUAAUUCAAACAUUUUUGUGAUGCGAAAUUUUAGCAGUUUACGACAGAAUAACGAAGAUAUUUGUUCAGACAACAGCUACGACGACCUGGGGUGCUGCUGGAGACUUAUUGUGUUCCCGAAUGGGGAUAAGGAUGGGCAAGAUGAAUGGUUGAGUGUGUAUCUGCGGCUAUUGGAAGGAAUUCCAGGAAGUUACGAAUACUGUGUCGAACUACUGCACAACGAUCCAAACAAGACUGUUAAAAUGGAAGGGACGCAAAAGUUCGAGAUUCAGGAACGAUUCGGAUGGUCAAAAUUUGCCCGUUUGGAUAUGGUCUGUGCCAAUGGGUUCAUCAACGAAGAGCAUGAUUCGCUGUACUUCCGGUUUUCGUUAAGGCCUCCGAAUUACAAAGCCAAAUGCGAUUACCAGCAAUUGCUGCGAGUGGACGCAAAGCGUGAAAACGAAUUGCUUAAAGGUGAGUUGAUUCCGGCGUACAGCACGAUCACCUACACGUUGAAAGGCUUCUCGGAGAUGCAACAGAAGGAAGGGUUCGUUUACUCUGAUCCUCUGGUGGACGACCUUGGUUUCACAUGGCGGCUGUUAAUCUAUGCCAAUGGGCAUAACGAGGGACGAGGGUGUCACCUGAGUGUGUUUCUGAUAUUAUUUGAGGGCGUCACCGGAAGCCGGUUCGAGUACCGCGUGGAGCUGCUCCAUCGCAACCCGCUGGCCAACAUCAAGAUGGAGGGCGUUAACGUGUUCAAGCUGAAGAAAAUCUGGGGCUGGCCGCAGUACAUCCACCACGAUCGGCUUCGAGACGAAGGCUAUCUCAACGAGGACGACACGCUCGAGUUCCGUCUGUCGAUCUGUCCACCCGACAUCAAACUGAAGUGCGAAUACCAGCAGGAGUUCAUUAGGAAGCUUAAGGAACGUCAAAAGUAGGUCAAUAAGGCGCGGAUGGUGCAGCGUGUGAGAAGAUUGUGUUAAUGGACGAUUGUGCAAGUGAGGACGAAAUACGAACAGGGAUCAGCUUGACGGACAAACAAAAGGCGUGGCGUGGUUGUGAUGAGGAAAUUAGUCGUGGGGUGGAAUGUCUGUGAAAAGAAGGUUUUGACGUGGUAGACGCAUACCACUCCAAUGGCGAAGAGAAAAUAUAUUAAAAAAUGCGUGGCGAGGGUGGCGGAGUAGGUAGUUCAAAGGUAUCUUUGAAGAAGUUUAUUUUUAGAGCGCAGAAAUGAACGAAUUUAAUAAACGCUUUGAAACGAGGUGUCAACGCGCACAGUAGGCGAAAAGGUGCGACGACGCCGCCGCUGCUGCCAUCGAUUCAUGUUCCUUGGUGCGGUACAAGUGUUGCUUUUCUUUUUUAGUUUUUCUCUACCUUAAUGUCAUUCGGUGGGUCGUCUUCAAAUACCGGGGAAACGAAACAUAUUUUCUAUUUAUUUACAAACACCUCAUUUUCUGUUUUAAUCUUUUCGCUGAAUGACUGUAUUCUUACGCAAGUGUUCGGUAACUUAUAACUUAGGUAAAGAAAGAUGGAUGAUUUUCAAUAACCAUCAUGAUUUUUUUUCUGUUUUUUAUUUUUCAAUAAUAAAACUAGGAGAAUUCAAAAUAUGCAAAUAUUUUAAUGAUUCAAACUGGUUCGAAAAUAAAAAAUUGCAAAUUUAAUGUUUUGUGUGUAAAUGCGUGUGCUAUAAAGAUGUGCAAAUUCAAUAUAUACUCAGCAAAGCGGUUGAUUAUUGAAUGGAAAAUGAACGAAAAUCACCAUGAAGGGUAGAAAUAAAAGGGGAUCGUGGUGAUUGAAAAUUAGGUUAUGCAGUGUUGUGUGUGACAAAACCGAGACUGGAGUGCGAGAAAUUGUUUUAAUGCUCAUAACACAAUUCACGUGAAAUUCAUUUUUCCGCUAAGGAAGCUUAUCAUUUAUGUUUAGUAUAGGCAAGUGAAUUGAUUAUCUUAGUUGAAUUUAAUUAAUUUAACAAAAGUUGUCAACUUUAUUUGAAUUGAAGUUCUAUUCAACGACAUGCUCAAUUCACAACCGUUUAUCCGAGACAUUAUCCGCGAAUUAUUUUGUUGACUAUUAAGUAAUAAGGCGAAAACAAAAGUGUUUUUUUGUUUUUUUUUUGUCAAAAAUAACAAUUCAUCGAGGAAAAAAAUCAAAAUUUUAGAAAUAUUUCAUGACUUUCCAAAAUAUUUGUUCACAAUGAGUUUUUUUUAAUUUUAUUCAUUUAAAUAUUAAAUCUUUAUUUACAUCUUUUUAACCACUGUAAAAGUACUAGGGCAUCAUUUUAUGAAAGUAUUUGUAACGACCUAAAUCGGAUGAAUUUAUAUAAAAAAUCAACUACAAUAAAUUUUCCAAAUUAUAUGAAUUAAACGAAACAAGAUGGAAUCGAUUCCUAUAACGUCUUACUGGUAAUAUUUUGCUUGGGGUAGCUAAUUAUUAUCAUACUUUUUAAACACGAUCAAAAUGAAAUUGUAAUACUAGAAGUGACAUAAUAUUAGUCAUUUAGUCGAUCUGCUUGGUUGAGGAGAUUUUUUUUUUUGUUCGGCUAAGUCAACAUAUAUGUAAGAACAACAUAAACUAUGAACAGCGCCAAACAUACAUGCAGCCUCAGAUACAUUGUGUCAUUUUUGCUUAAAUCGACAUUGACUACGAUGAAUAACAUUUUGAAGAGCGAAAGAAAUUCCUAAAUGAAAUAUAGAGUGAUUUUAAAAGAAA
Messenger RNA from Armigeres subalbatus, 5313 nucleotides. RefSeq lists its product as uncharacterized. Gene Ontology annotation, cellular component: peroxisome; aggresome. Gene Ontology annotation, biological process: protein autoubiquitination; negative regulation of centriole replication. The record is from RefSeq and is a predicted model, not a curated record. Gene Ontology annotation, molecular function: ubiquitin protein ligase activity; zinc ion binding; ubiquitin protein ligase binding. Lineage: Eukaryota; Metazoa; Arthropoda; Insecta; Diptera; Culicidae. Bases 237 to 3542 code for a protein of 1101 amino acids. The transcript is spliced from 10 exons.